ACUGCAACUACCCAAACUCAGCACAUUUGAGAGUGGAUAGAAGUAAAAUUAAACAAUUUGUUGUGAAAGAAGGAAAGUAUAUUGUAUUAUAUAAAGAAUUUAAAGCAUAUUUGAGCAUUUUACUUUUUAUAACUUUUAGUGUCUUUGAGAUGGAAAGAACACUUCAGCCCAUUACCACUGGAACAUCAGUACUUGGAGUGAAGUUUGAUGGGGGUGUAGUAAUUGCAGCUGACACUCUUGGAUCUUAUGGCUCUUUAGCCCGUUUUCGACAAUGUCAGAGAUUGAUGAAAGUUAAUGACAAUAUUAUCCUUGGUGCUGGUGGGGAUUAUGCUGACUAUCAGUUUCUUACAUCAGUUAUUGAAAGAAAAGUUAUUGAUGAAGAAUGCCUAGGUGAUGGAUUUAACUUAAAGCCUAAAUCACUGUAUUCCUGGUUGACACGUGUACUGUAUAACAGGAGGUCCAGGUUUGAUCCACUUUGGAGCACCUAUGUGGUAGGAGGUUUACAGGAUGAUGAUGUGUUUCUUGGAUAUGUUGACAAACUAGGAACAGCGUUUGAAGCACCAACUAUUGCAACAGGCUAUGGAGCUUAUAUAGCACAGCCUCUUUUACGAGAUCACUGGGAAAAGAACAAGGGAAAACAAACAGUAGAAGAGGCACGGAAUCUAAUACUUUCAUGCUUAAGGAUUCUGUUUUAUCGUGAUGCACGUUCCCUUGAUAAAUAUCAAAUUGCUACUGUCACAAAGGAUGGAGUAACAAUUGAAGGCCCAUUGGUUUUGGACACCAGCUGGGAUAUAGCAGAUGUUAUAAGAGGCUACGAGUGAACUGAAGAACAAGAUGGACUUCUUAUUCAAUAAAAGAAUUGAGGACUUGUAUAAUCACAUGACUUAUAGCAUGUAUAAGUUAAAAUGGGAAUAAAUUUUCAGACAAAAUCUAAAA
Molecule: messenger RNA, 936 nt
Organism: Limulus polyphemus (Atlantic horseshoe crab)
Lineage: Eukaryota; Metazoa; Arthropoda; Merostomata; Xiphosura; Limulidae
Gene: Prosbeta7
Product: proteasome subunit beta type-4-like
Exons: 8
Coding region: 150-821 (223 amino acids)
Cellular component (GO): proteasome core complex
Source: RefSeq, a predicted model, not a curated record